Molecule: messenger RNA, 740 nt
Organism: Schistosoma rodhaini
Lineage: Eukaryota; Metazoa; Platyhelminthes; Trematoda; Strigeidida; Schistosomatidae
Source: the annotation of a GenBank genome assembly
AAAAAACUAAAUCUUUUCUUAUAUAUUUGAUCACAGACAACUAGUUGAGAUAUCCAAAGUUAACAACUUUUCAUUAUUUAUGUCAACCAAUUCAAAUAGUAAUUCAUCUAACCAAUUAAAACAUCAAACUAUUCACAAUAAACGUACAAAGACUCCAAUCACCUCCAGAAAAGAAGUUAGAGAGCCUUUGCAUCAACUAGAGACUCUAAAGAACGCUGAGAAUGCCAGAUAUAUUUGGUUAACAAGACAGACACAACGAAGUACACCUGUUUUGAGCCAGGAGCGACAAUAUGGUCGGAUCAACUUAAUUUCCACACACCGAGGAGAAUCUCCAUCCAGAAGGGGGAAAAGUGAAACGUCUACUGCAAGAGCAGAACACAGAGGAGGAUUAUUUAAUGUACAUAUGAAUAGUGGAAUUAAAGCCCCAUAUUACAUAAUACAUCCGGAAUGGUUAAGUGAGACUAUGACAAUACGACAACUUGGGUUAUCACCUAGACCAACUCCAUUGCCAAUAACCAACGGUCUAAACGAUAACCAAGUGAAUAAACGCAGUCACACAACAAAUUCUAUUUGUCCGGGAUCUUCAAGGAGAAAUGUAUGUACAGAUUCAUUGAGCUUAGGACAGCCAUCUUUCAGUCGUUGUAGAAGUUUACCACCGAAGUCAAUAAAUCCCAUAACAUGGGACAGUUACGGAAAUAAUCCUUAAAAACAUGACAGUGAAACAGUUGAUGAAUUAUUUU